Molecule: messenger RNA, 2895 nt
Organism: Closterium sp. Yama58-4
Lineage: Eukaryota; Viridiplantae; Streptophyta; Zygnematophyceae; Desmidiales; Closteriaceae
Source: the annotation of a GenBank genome assembly
AUGCAGAAGAUUCUUAAGAGAAACUAUAAGGCGGUGUACGCCAGUGAUGACAUCCUAUCGCUGUACCACUCCUCGCUGCUGUACGGCGACGUGCCUUUCACCAGUCGCCUGCGAGCCGUGCUCACCUCGGGACCCAUCAGCCUCGUCGUCACUGCUGUCAGUCCAUUGCCGCCUAUGCUGCCCUUCACACGCCUACAGCAGCUGGGCCUGGAUAUCACCUCCAUCACACAGGAGGUCAUCAACCUCAUCGUCUACCUCACUUCACUAAUCUUCGCAGCAGCAGGCGUCUUCCUGUGGGUGACCUACCUGAACCCCGAGGUGCAGGAGACGGGCAACUGUGAGCCGGUGAACUGCCUCGACUACGCCAUGUCACUCUACUUCGUUGUUGUCACGAUAUCCACGGUGGGUUAUGGCGACAUUCUGGCGACCAACACAGCAGGGCGGGUGGUGGUGAUGUGCAUCAUCGUGUCAGCACUUGUCAUUCUGCCCGUGCAACUCAGCAACAUCUCCAACCUCCUCGCCCACAGGCCCUACGGUGGAAGGUUCUCAGCAGCUUCCGCCACGGGCAUGCGGUUUGUGGUGCUGACAGGGCAGCUCUCCCCUCUCUCCAUCCAGCAGUUCCUCGCUGAGCUGUACCACCCGCUACAUGACAAAGACUUUGCUUCCUACCCACUGCACACCGUCAUUCUCGCGCCUUUUGAACCAUCCUUUCAUUCUGCCGCUUCAAUUCAGCAUCAUCUCAGUGUGUUGCCCAUCGUUUUCCCCAACACCAAUCACUUCCUUCCCCUGUUCCCCCCUCUCAUCCUCUAUCACACCCUCCCCUUCCUUCCCAGCUUUGAGCUGCGUGCUCUAAUCACGGAAUACCACGGUGCAGUGCGGUUCAUUCAGGGCUCGCCCAUGACGCUCUACGACCUGCACCGCGUGCAAAUCGCCCUCGCCUCCGCCGUCUUCAUCCUCCUCCCGUCGCUCCAAUCCGUGAGUCCCGCUGCACUCUGUACGCCCUCCCCUCCCGUUCCCCCUCUUCGCUCCUCCCCUCGUGCUGGAGAUGGGCAAUCCACAGGCACAUGCCUUGCUGGUUCACGCGCUCUGGACAACGCGCAAAUCGCGCAGGCCCUCGCAAUGAACCGCUAUGCGGGGGCGCUGUCACGCCUGGUAGUGGAGAUGGGGGACCCACAGGCAGCAGCACUGCCGGUGUGGAGUUUCCCCUCUGACCCUGCACCCGCCAUCCUCUUUGCCUCCAUGCCUCCCUCCCAGUCGCGUGCUCUGGACAAUGCUCAGAUAGCGCAGGCCCUUGCAAUGAACCGCUAUGCGGGGGCGCUAUCUCGCCUGGUGGUGGAGAUGGGCGACCCACAGGGGGCAGCACUGCCGGUGUGGGACACGGCCACCCAUCGCAUGCACGUGCUCAGCCAUGAGAGCCUGCGGUUCAAAGUGCUGGGGUCAAGCUGUUUCAUGCGAGGCCUCUCCACACUGAUAGCCAAUCUGCUGCGCUCGCCGCUCCUGCUCGACUCGCCGGGCCACAAGGCAUGGCUGCCAGAGUACCACGCGGGCUGCCUGCACUCCAUCUACCCCGUGCUGCUCCCUCCCGCGUUCCACGGCCUGCCCUUUGAAGAGGUUGCAGAGUUUGUUUACCGCUGCUUUCAUGUGUGCCUCUUUGCUCUUGACGUGCUCGUGGAGCCGUGUGGGGCGCAUGGAGGGGUGGAGAGGGCCAUGCAAGGGGUUGAUGACAACGCUUUGGGGGUUGGUACAACCCUGGAGGGUGGUUUUGAGGCUGCUGCUGCUGCCGCCACUGCUGAAGAGUCGGCAGUGUUUUCCCAGGAUAAGCCCGAGAAAGGAGAAGCGCAGACGAAAGAGGAGGCGGGGGAUGUGAAAGAGGAGGAAGAAGAGGAGGAAGAGGAAGAGGAAGAGGAGGAGGAGGAGGAGGAGGAGGAGAUAGAGAGGCCAGCAGUGGAGGUGGUAGAUCGGCACGAGGAGGCAAUACUGGCUCAUCUAGACUCCCACACCCUCCCCGUUGCUGACUUUGCCCAGCCUCAUAUCCUCGUGUGCCUCGCUGGCAGCAGCAGCAGCGAUGGCUGUGGUGGGGGUGAUAACGACGGGGAGGAGGAGGGGGGUGCGAAUGGGGGGGAGGGCGGGGGUGUCGUGGCGUGGCCGGCGAAUUUGUUCUGCCUGGUGAAGCAUCUGAGGAGCAGGGCGCUGCCGCAACGACCCGUGCUGGUUAUGCACCCCCAUCACCCCACCCACCGCGAGUGGGCCCAAGUGGGAAUCUUCCCGGACGUCUUCUUCAUCUGCGGCUCCCCCACUCACGACCUCGACCUCAUCCGCGCCGGCGUCCUCUCCGCAGAAAAAGUCCUCGUCAUCUCCCCGGACCAAUCGCCGGGCGCCACGUCACCCUCCCUCUCCUCCUCCUCCUCAGGCCCGUCAGCAGACCUGGCAAGCGUGGUGGUGGCAGCACACGUGGAACAGCUACAGGGAGGGCGGGAAACAGACGGGGGAAGCGGGGAAGCGGUCGGGGAAGCAGCAGAUGAAGGGGAGAGGGGAAAAGGUGGUUUGUUGGUGGAGCUACAGAGCGAGCAGUCGUAUCAAUACUUCCAGCCACUGUAUCUGCUGCCUGGGUGGCGGGCAGAGAGGAGAUCAUACCUGCGGAACAGGAUGGGAGUAUACACGUUUGCUCCUGUCUUUCAGAGCGGAAGGGCCUUCUGCAGCUCUGCACUCUCUGCCGUCUCUGUGGCCACCUUCUACAACCGCAACAUCUCCACCAUUCUGCACCUCUUGCAUGCGCUUGCACUGGGGCUGUACCGCGUGGCGGGCACCUUGGGAUCUCCAACUGCCUUUGUGCACACGAAUCCGCUCCCGUCUACACCUCUUUCUCACGGUGACCUUGUUUUUUACAUCAUGUGA